Messenger RNA from Phodopus roborovskii (desert hamster), 1343 nucleotides. RefSeq names its product NFKB inhibitor epsilon (gene Nfkbie). Gene Ontology annotation, cellular component: cytosol. The transcript is spliced from 6 exons. Gene Ontology annotation, biological process: signal transduction; cellular response to lipopolysaccharide. Bases 163 to 1254 code for a protein of 363 amino acids. Gene Ontology annotation, molecular function: protein binding. The record is from RefSeq and is a predicted model, not a curated record. NCBI's taxonomy places the organism in Eukaryota, Metazoa, Chordata, Mammalia, Rodentia, Cricetidae.
UUCGUGCGGCUCCUCGCGCCUGCACAAUCGGGUAAUGAGGCCGCUCGGAGAGGGGCUCUGGUCCCGCUAGGCGGACCCACAAACCCGGAAAAGCGCGCAGCACAUCUCAGCCUUAGAUCCCGCCGGACCCCGGACCCCGGACCCCGGGCUGGCGCGGCCGGCAUGUCGGAUGCGCGGAAGGGGCCGGACGAGGCGGACGACAGCCAGUGCGACUCCGGCAUAGAGUCGCUGCGCUCUCUCCGCUCCCUGCCCGAGCCUACUGCAGCCCCAGUCUCGGAACCGUCGCACAAAGGCUGCCCACAGCCCUGGAGCCAUCAUCCUCCAGAGACCCACAAGGAACCAGAGGAGAAAGAAGAUGCGGAUGGAGAGCGGACGGAUUCCAACUAUGCCUCUUCCUCUCUCACCGAGUCCUUGCCCUCGCUAGGGAGACUCGAAGUGGAGGGCCCGGCCCCAGGCUCACCGCUGCCCCACACCGAGGUGCUCAGCCCUCAGCAACUCGAAGCCCUCACAUACAUCUCUGAGGAUGGAGACACGCUGCUCCACCUGGCCGUGAUUCACGAAGCCCCAGAGGUGCUGUUCUGUUGCUUGGCUUUCCUGCCCCGGGAAGUUCUGGACAUUCAGAACAACCUUUACCAGACAGCCCUCCAUCUUGCUGUUCACCUGGACCAGCCAGAUCUAGUUCGAGCACUGGUGCUGAAGGGAGCCAGCCGGGCACUGCAGGACCAACACGGUGACACCGCCCUGCAUGUAGCCUGUCAGCGCCAGAACCUGGCAUGUGCAUGCUGCCUGCUGGAGGAGCAGCCAGAGCCAGGCAGAGAGCCAUUUCACCCCCUGGACCUCCAGCUGAAGAACUGGCAAGGUCUGGCCUGCCUCCACAUCGCCACGUUGCAGAGGAACCAACCACUCAUAGAAUUGCUGCUUCGGAAUGGAGCGGACAUCGAUGCACAGGAGGCCACCAGUGGGAAGACCGCACUGCACCUGGCUGUGGAAACCCAGGAGCGUAGCCUGGUGCAGUUCCUGCUCCGGGCUGGUGCCAGGGUAGAUGCCCGAAUGCUCAAUGGUUGCACACCUUUGCAUCUGGCAGCUGGCCGGGGCCUCAACAGCAUCUCAUCCACUCUGUGUGAAGCUGGUGCUGACUCCCUGCUGCUGAAUGUAGAAGAUGAGACACCCCAGGACCUGGCUGAGGAUCUUCUUUCUUAUUUGCCCUUUGAUGACCUGAAAAUCUCCGGGAAGCCACUGCUGUGUACUGACUGAAGCCAGGACAGGGUCCCACCCUGGAAGCUGGAAACGCAGCUGCUGCAAUUGGGGCCCAAGCAGCGCGGCCCUCUGCUGAGGCCAGAGCC